Messenger RNA from Drosophila navojoa, 1225 nucleotides. RefSeq names its product A-type potassium channel modulatory protein KCNIP1. The record is from RefSeq and is a predicted model, not a curated record. NCBI's taxonomy places the organism in Eukaryota, Metazoa, Arthropoda, Insecta, Diptera, Drosophilidae. Gene Ontology annotation, molecular function: calcium ion binding.
UGCUGUCACUGCUUGGGCACCGUGCAGAUGUUGAGAAUUUAAAGUUAAGACUGCAGCGACUGUCGACUGCUAGGCGCAAGAGCUAAGACUAAUCCUAGCCUAAUCCCAGCCAGAGUCAAAGCUAAGAGAGAGGCCAGCGCACAGUGGGGCAAAAUGUAAUUAACCAAAAAUGAACGCAAUGCAACUAAAACUACUAACCCGAAACGACAGGCGCUUAGCACGUAACUAGAGACGCGGCCAACCGCUCACCCGCUCACCCGCUCAACCGGUCAACCGGUGAACCGCCCAACCAGUCAGCCGCCGACCCGCCCCCAAGAACCGCUGCGCAGAGCGAGGAGUGCGCAAUGGCCGGGCCACAGGUGCAGCAUACGCAGCGUCCGAACAGCGCCUACUACACGGGGCUCAAUGGCAGCGGCGGCUCUGCUGGUGGUGGUGGUGGGUCAGCCUCUGGGGCUGGGGGCAUGGCCAGCAGCGCUUCGCAUACGGGCCUGGGACUGCAUGCCCUGCGCCAGGUGUCCAACGAAACGGAGCUCAUCUAUCGGGGCAGUCACAGCAAUGGCACAGUGAACGAGCUGCCCGGCAGCGGCAGCGGCAGCGGCGGUGGCGGUGGCGGUGGGCAGGCGGGACGACAGCUGCCCAGCAGCCACAUGGGCCAACACGGCCGCAUCAUACAGCACCAGCCGGCGCACAGCUCGCGCGAGAAUGUCGUGAGCAGCAUCGCGGGCACGGGCAACCUGGCGACGGAUGCACUCAUCGGCACGAUUGCCACCAGCACGGGAGCUGGCAGCAGCAGCAGCGCCCUGGCGGCGUUCAACAGCGGCGGCGGCGGUGGUGGUGGCGGUGGUGUCGGUGGUGUGGGUGGCACUGCUGCCGGCACCGCUGGCGUCGUUCUCAAAAAGUCCAGCACACAGCGCAGCAUUGAGAUCAUUGUGGAUGCCACGCAGUGCGGCAAGGAGGCGGCCGACGUGGACGACGUUGAGCAGGGCGACGGUGGCCAGGAGUCGUCGUCCUCGCUGCGCAAGUCCUCGCGCCAUCGCCAUCGGCCACUGCACCGACGCCUCAUCAGCUAUCUGCGCAACCUGUUCCAGGGCAGCGACGCACAGAAUGCUUUGAUCGAGCUGCUCGUGGCCUGGGGCUGCAUCUCCAAGCGUAAGCGAUUCGUAUCCCUUGCCCAUGCGCUACCCCCUCGCCUGAUCAACCCGAUCUGUGCCACUGCCACUAACUG